Messenger RNA from Suillus fuscotomentosus, 1090 nucleotides. RefSeq lists its product as uncharacterized. The annotation marks the transcript as partial. NCBI's taxonomy places the organism in Eukaryota, Fungi, Basidiomycota, Agaricomycetes, Boletales, Suillaceae. The transcript is spliced from 5 exons. The record is from RefSeq and is a predicted model, not a curated record.
CUCCCAGAACACCCCCCAGUUCCCAACCGCCCUUAAUCCGACUGACUCUAGUACGAGUCAAGCGGCUCCAGCCCAAUCAAGUCAGCAGGCUUUGGGCGCCCACAGGUCGCACGGCCCUCGCCCUAGGAAUGCGAUUAGAUCGCUAGUAGAGAAAAGACCAGUACACUGGAGGGUUAAAGACGCACGCAAAGAGCUAGAAAUCACAAGCUCUAAUAUCCCCUCAGCAUCGACGCAGUCCUCCCGAAAAAAUCCCACACUGCAGAUCGAAUCUUCAUUGGUCGACUGCGUGAAGGACAACGCCAAUGGUCUAAUGAUCUCGUCACUGUUUCAGUAUUCCUUAUAUCCGACCACAAAUGAUAUUGAUACGUUGGCCGAUAGAGCGCUUGCCAAUGCGAUCGCCAACUACAAGCACAAUGCGAAAGAACUCAACACGUGGAAAAAGAGGAGAGAAGGUCAAAGCGCUCUUGCACGACUGAAAGGGCUGGUCAAAAAGCUUCACAGGGACUCCCAGGGUAAUGCCCGAGGGUUGGUGGUUGCAGCCUAUCACCUAUUCCUUCCAGUUCUAUUCAAGAACACGAACGAGAUCGUACAAGUGCGCAAAUGGGACGCAUCAGUGUUGCUGACGAAUGAUGAUUACCUCGAUGCAAUCGUUCAGAGAGAGAUGAACGAUGGGCAAGUCCAGUCGGUUUGCAUCCCAUUCGGCAACGACGCCCUCGUUGGCAUUGCAGAAUACAUACUGGUCGAUCAAGGGUAUCAUCAAUAUAUAUCGCUCGAUGGACCUGACUGGGAAGUUGCCCUCGGGAAUACCUUCGUCCUUUCUGCAGCAAUCUGUAACUGGAUCAUACGGCGAUGUUCGAGGGACGGCUUGUUUCAAAACACCGAUUUUCACUGUUCGGAAAACGAGACAUGCUACAAUAGAAUGAAAGAUCGGAUGUCAUCAUUGGUUGGUAAUGAGAAGGUGGAGUUUCACGGACUGCUAUCCUUCAUGCGUGAUCUACUGAUGAGGCAUAGUAGUAACGCGCUGUACCAAUUCGACCUUCAACGUUGCAACCUCAAUGAUCAUUAUGAAAUAGGCUCCCAGAUGCUGUAG